This is a messenger RNA of Nezara viridula (southern green stink bug), 500 nucleotides long. The record is from the annotation of a GenBank genome assembly. NCBI's taxonomy places the organism in Eukaryota, Metazoa, Arthropoda, Insecta, Hemiptera, Pentatomidae.
AUGUUUCUGGUUGAGGCUGAGGUUCUUCAAUAUUCUCUUGUGGUGAUGUGCUUGGCUGGAUUUCAUAUGCCGCGACUGAGCGAAGAACCCAGAGUGACCAGCCCGGCGCUGAAGAGGAUAGAGGCAGGAGCGGCAGACUUAGAUGCAUGAUGAUGAUGCAUGGGCGAAUGCAUGUAACCUUGCAAUGGCGGUGUCUGGUCCAGACAUCCUGCAUCGCCUGUCCACUCUGCAUGUUUAUAUCUUAUGUCAUCUUUCCCACAUCCCGUAGCACUUCAUACGAAAACGUGAUGGCCGAGCGUAUUGAAGCGUUACCUGCUUUAACAAUCUCGAGUCUAGCAGCGCCGGUUCAAAACCGGCCUUGGCAGGUUGAAAUUUAUUUCGUGGUAGACCCACGGAGUCAGUCUCGAUCUUCUUACUUUAGUUAGAAUAGGUUCGAUUGUACCUUCAGAACAAUCCCUCAGUAUGCUAGAAAUUGCGAGAUGGAGAAUAAACGAAAAAAC